This is a messenger RNA of Amoebophrya sp. A120, 565 nucleotides long. NCBI's taxonomy places the organism in Eukaryota, Dinophyceae, Syndiniales, Amoebophryaceae. The record is from the annotation of a GenBank genome assembly.
UUGGAACGUUUUCUGCGACGCAGUCCUACGGUUUGUGGAAGCCCCUCGGCAUCUCUCGUGAUGAGGACGCGGAUUUACUGAAGGGCGGUAGGAGCGACGGGGACGGGGUCGCCGUCGCCACUGCGGACCUCGUGGGGAACCUGAUUGUUUCGCGAUGCACCGAAGCCGGGAGUGGUGCAGCCUGUCGCAGUUUCGGGACUUUUCUCCCCGUAUCGAAUGCAAAUAUGUCUGCGUCUGGAAGCCGAGGCUCGCAGAUGUCUGUAAUGCAGGUUUUGCAUGAGCAUGGGACCGAUGGCCCAGGCCCAGGGCGUCCCUGCAGGUACCAGCGUCACAAGUUCUGCAAGAGCUCUGCAAUGCCUAUGUAUUCUGCAUGAGAAACCCACUCUCAGGGCGGCCAAAAGCAAAAAUGAAAUGCAUGGCCGAGUUUUGUGUAGUUGGCAGAGAGCCUCACAAGUUUGCACCUUAUUUCCAGACACGCACAUGUUUGCAAUGCAUACCCCGCGGCUGCCGCGGAGGUCCUGAGCGCCGCAGAGGCGGACGCCGCAAACGCCGCACAGGUCGACCU